ACCUUGAACGGCUUGAACUCCUCGUUCCUCGUACCAGAUGAUUCACGCAUGCGCGGAGGGACCAGGAGGGUUAGGUUAGGAAGGACUCGAUCCCACUCGAUCCGACCGAAAUCAGGACAUCGGUUUUGUCAUCUAACGGUACAUUCCGCUACUUUCGUUGAUUUUUGCUGAUUUUUGCCAGGCUAAAUCGUUCCUUUCAGUACCUUCCUUUUUCUCGUCUUUUCUCGUUCUAAAUACCUUAGAUGAUUCUACACCCGACCGUUUCGGAUUGUCGGUCGUCGUUGCUCGAGACGCCUCAAUUUAUUUCAGAGUUAAAUGGACGUGGAUUGCAUCGCGCGAGACCGUGAAAUGCCCUGUGGAAUACGCAGAGAUAUUUCUUUGUUUAUUUUCACCUGAUAUAAGGUGCUUCGGAAAAGGAUAAAUCAACACUCCGUCUAGAAGUUUCUCGGGGCAUCCGGGUAAAGGUUUUCCUCGGUGGCACGAGGACGAAGGCUGUGAGAGGAUAAUGGCAUCGCAAGAAACGCGAGAUUUUCACAUAGCGUACGACAUGCACGAAAAGUUGAAUUGCUUAGGCGUGACAGAAAACGCAGUCAGCCUGAAUAAGGAAAAGGCCUUUUAUAUACAAUCGUUGGUCGACCAUGCAUUGGAAUUGAUCGAUCCUACUCCUAAUAUUCACACAUUGUUUGUACAAUUCAAUGCACGAUUCUUCAGGAAUGUUUUAUCUUCCGUCGAAGUUAAAUGGAGCAACAGAAUGAAAUGUGCUGCUGGAGUUUGUACCUUUCAUGCGCGUAAUAAAGAAUGUGUGAUAUCGCUGAGUGCACCGCUACUUAAACUCAGACCAAGGAAGGAUCUUGUAGAAACCUUAUUGCAUGAGAUGAUUCACGCGUAUUUAUUUUUAACAAAUAAUGAUCGGGACCGAGAUGGCCAUGGACCGAAUUUUUGCAAACACAUGCACAGGAUAAAUAAAGAGGCAGGAACCAAUAUAACGAUUUAUCACGACUUUCACGAUGAAGUAAAGCUGUACAGACAGCAUUGGUGGAAAUGUAAUGGACCUUGCCAACACAAACCACCAUUCUUUGGGACGGUUCGACGAAGCAUGAAUCGUCCACCUGGUCCGUCAGACUAUUGGUGGCUCGGACAUCAACAAAAUUGUAAUGGCCAAUUUAUAAAGAUCAAAGAGCCAGAGAAUUUUAAAUCGCGUUCAAAGCAAAAUAGCAGAUCAAAACCGAUAUCAAAGGAGAACAAACCGAAUAGAAACAUAACCGAUUGGUUUACAAAGAAUAUUCCGAUGAUGGAUGCAGGUAUACCUACGUCUUCAAAAACCCUUAGUAAUAACGACUCUAAAAUAUUUACUCAAACAGAGAAUGAUAAGCCUAGUACUAGUAAAGACAAUGGUGGUACAAAUUUGUCUCGUGCUGUGAAUGAGAAAGAUACUCAAGAUUCGUCACUGGGAAUGAAGAAACUUGGCAGCUUGAGUAAUAAUGUACAUGGCUGGGGUAUUAGUGGCCCGAGUGGAAACGUGAGAAAGAAUAAUGCUAAGAAUAUUUCUAAGAAUCCCACGUUUUCUUGUUCCGGUGUUUUGGGAGGCAGUAAUAAUGGUCGGAGUAAUCUUCUGACCAAAUUCAAACAUAUAAACGACGAUGAAAGUCGCAUGUGUGAAUCAAUUAAAAGAAAUUCAUCCUCGGAACCAUCAUCGGUUACAGGACAAGAGUCCAGUAAUAAUGCAGUCUUAAAUCUAAGUCAACCAAGAAAUAAUUCCGUACCUUGUCCUAUGUGUAACAUACCUAUGACCUUAGAAAAUAUAUAUAGACAUAUAGACUCAUGCCUAAUAAACGAUAAUACAUCAUUGAUUGAUGAGAUUAACAAUAAUAUCAAUAAUAAUAAUAACAAUGAAGAGUUAAUGUUGCCUAUUCGAACGUUUUCCACAUCAGUGGCGGAACAAGAUGUUGACGCAAGUACAAUUCCCAAUAAGCGUGCUAGAUUAGAUAAUUCCAACGAAACAGUUGAAUCAGUUACUUGUCCCGUUUGUGGUAAAAGGCUGCCAGCCACGGAUAUUAACCAGCAUCUUGAUGAAUGCCUGUUAGAAGCAGAUACAGCUCGCAAAGCUGCCAUUCCCUCCACCUCUCGUGCGUCAUACGAUGAUAGCGUAAUCAGUAUAAACAGUUCCUCUACUACUGAUUUGGAUGAUUCUGUAUUGAUUGAGGACCCAAGAGCACAACCUUGUGCAAGUGCAAGUACUAGCACUUGUAAAAACGACGCAGCGGAUAUUGAACGAAAAUGUUUAGUUUGCAACGCACAAAUCGCACCUGAAAUAUCAUUAAAUGAACAUCUCGAAGAAUGCAUUGGAAGUCUCUUUAAUGACGACACAAUGAUGAUAGAGGAUAAUGAGGACGAUGAUGAUACGCUUGCUGUAGAAAAUAUUUCCACGGAAAUUAAAUAUCCCUGUCCAGUAUGUAUGCAGAUAAUAUCAGAAAAUCUUAUGAACCAGCAUUUAGAUGUGUGCCUUAAAAACGAAUAAGUGGUCUUGCGAACAAAAUGAGCAACAAUGAACUAUUUUGCGGAUAACGAAAUGUCUUUUUUUAUCUGAAUAAGUAUCUUAAUAAAUAUCUUUUCAUAUAUAAUGUUCAUUUUUUGCAUAUCGCGAUUUUAUAUGAAACAGAAUGAGAAAAAGAUAUAAUGCAAAACAAGAAAAUUAUUAGGAAAAUAAAUGUGUAAUUUAAAACGAUGUUUGUAUAUUACUUGUCAUGUAUUAAAUAGAAGUUUUAAACAUUUGAAGUACAUUAUAACAAAACCUGUGUUACAAAAGAAGGCACAAUUUACAUGCCGGAUGUAAUUAUUAACGUAACAUAUAACGUGCAUGUAAUGUGCUUGCAUAUACAAUUUCACAUAGUAUAAGUUCUUUAAUGGUUAAGACUGGUUAAUAAAGAAGCUAAAUUAUUUAUCUAUAAACCGUUACGUAAAAUUCUUAGUAUUAUUUUUUAAUAAACAGUAAACAAUAUUUAAGACUAGUAAUCAGUUAACAUCUAGAGCUUUAAUCAUUUAGUCAUUUAAACUAGAUAGAGUAUGUUUAAAGCUUAUUAUUUGCUAAAGUUUAUAUUUUAUGACAGAAAAACAAUAUGAGUACAAUAAAAUGAUUAUGUAAUAAAUCGUUCAGAUGUUCGGCUUAUAUCAUCCGGCAUUUGCUCAUUAGCAAUCAGUUUAUUAAUAACUGGACUGAUUUGAUGCGUAAUAAGGACAUUCCAUGUAUCAAUCGACUGAUUGAUUCGACGGCCGAAAAUCCGAGCUCUAAUUAUGUAAUUAUAUAGAUAUCUUUUUUGUACUGUACUAUUUAUUAUAUAUAUAUAUAUUAAAAAGUAUAUUAAAAACGAAUGUAAAACUAUUAUUUAGCGAUAUCAUUAACAUGUUGCAUUAUAUAUGUAUGUACAUUUUCUA
This is a messenger RNA of Temnothorax curvispinosus, 3432 nucleotides long. It is a transcript of the gene mh, whose product is annotated as sprT-like domain-containing protein Spartan. Gene Ontology annotation, molecular function: polyubiquitin modification-dependent protein binding; single-stranded DNA binding; metalloendopeptidase activity. Gene Ontology annotation, biological process: DNA repair. The transcript has 5 exons. NCBI's taxonomy places the organism in Eukaryota, Metazoa, Arthropoda, Insecta, Hymenoptera, Formicidae. Gene Ontology annotation, cellular component: nucleus. Bases 506 to 2518 code for a protein of 670 amino acids. The record is from RefSeq and is a predicted model, not a curated record.